Lingula anatina is the source of this 912-nucleotide messenger RNA. RefSeq lists its product as uncharacterized. Lineage: Eukaryota; Metazoa; Brachiopoda; Lingulata; Lingulida; Lingulidae. The record is from RefSeq and is a predicted model, not a curated record.
UUUAUUACUCUGUGUGCGUCGCUGUCACAGCAAGUAUGAGGCUCUCAUAUUUCUUCACAUUUGCAGUCUUGGUUGGAACAGUAACGGCAGUGGAUCCUCCAUUCCCGUAUUGUUACAUGGGCCGAUCAGAGCUGGAAGUUGGCGAUAUUCUCACCAACGAUGAGUAUCUCUGUAACGGACCAUAUAAACUUGUUAUGCAGUCUGACGAAAACCUAGUGCUUUACGAUAUGAGCGCUGAAAAUAAGAUCAUUUGGGCCUCUGGAACGGCCAGUAAUAUGCCUAAUGUCGAACAAAUACAAGUCCAGUUGACGUUGAAACCCGACGCCAAUAUUGCAAUAUCAAUCUUGUUCAAUGGUAAAUGGAUCCAAAAAUGGUCGACUCAUCACGGCAGCCCUAAUCGUAGCGCAGCUUGGAUGGAAAUCGACAAAGAGGGACAAAUGGCAGUUUAUGAUAUACAUGAACAACUUGUAUGGAAAAUGAAGGGAAAUGAUUUAAAUGGCGGGAUCGUGAUUGGUUAGGCAAAACGAAUGCCACGCGGAAAACGGAGGGCAAGGGUCCAUAGGCCUUCAGUAGUGUAUCAAAUAAGCAAAAAUGAUAAUUCGCACGAUAACUUGCGUAUAGAUCUUGCAAUACAGUCUUCAAUCUCUUCUCACACGUCCAAACCGAGGAAUGAUGUGCCACACUUUUCAGGGUUGAAAGACAACGGGUCACAAAAGAGAGCAUGCAUGCACGAGACACCUAGAAUUUCAGACACCCCUCUACUAUCUGCAAACUCAUAAGUAAGCGUUUUAAGUUUAAUAUCACCACCUGCUUUUGACACUCAGGACGAAGCAUGGCCGUCCAAAUUUACAAAAUUUCGAUUGUUCUCUUCAGACUUUUAAAUAUUUUAGAGUAUAUCAGCAGGAGCAGGGG